CGGGAUCUUUCCAGCUCGUAUAACCAGGGUAGUCGUCCGACCACCUUUUUACCCCCAGGCUUUACUUCACAGUUCGGUACCUAUCCGACGCUUGGUUAGCAGUCGGCCUUAUCGUCGCUUCGACACCCCAAUUCUCCCGAGCGGCCUGCGUUAGCUCUCGCACAUACUCUGCCCAUACAGUGACGGUCACCGUAUUUCGAUAUAAAGCCCGUCUUCGAAGCAUUGGGCACUCGCGGCGCUCGUACACACAGCAAAGAUGUCCACGCCGAGCGAGAUUGUUCCGGGUUCCAUCCCCAAAAAGACCAUCAGCGACAGGAUCCGGCGGCUUGUUUGGGCCUUCACAACCAAAGAGGGUAUCGUUGGGGACUACGACUAUGCGUUCCUCUUCCGACCUAAUCUUCCGUUCAUGAAGAAGCCUCGGCGGGCUUCACCAUUUUUUGGACUCAAUGAUCACAUGCCCGUUGUACUUGCGCUUUUACUCGGGUUUCAACAUGCUCUUGCCAUGCUGGCUGGUGUGAUCACACCUCCGAUUCUUCUCUCCGGGGCUGCCGGUGCCAAUUUCACUAUUGCAACCCAGCAAUAUCUCGUCUCGGCAUCUCUCAUUGUGUGCGGUAUCUUGUCUUUGAUUCAGAUCACCCGAUUCCACAUCAAAGGCACCCCGUACUUUAUUGGCACUGGUUUGAUCUCUGUAGUCGGAACCUCCUUCACCAUCAUUCCCAUAGCCCAGAAAGCUUUGGCACAGUUCUACCGGAACGGAACCUGCCCGAUUGCAGCAGAUGGCACAAAAUUGCCCUGUCCAAAUGGAUAUGGAGCAAUCCUUGGAACGGCAUGUUUGUGCGCUAUUCUCGAAAUCGGUCUCUCCUUCCUCCCACCGAAAGUACUCCGCAAGCUCUUCCCUCCGAUUGUCACCGGACCCACCGUCAUGCUCAUCGGUGUUCAUCUCAUCGAGACCGGUUUCCAGAACUGGGCUGGAGGAACCGGUCCCUGCAAGGAUCGUCCUGAUGGCUUCUUCUCCAUGUGUCCCAACAUCAAUGCCCCCCACCCUUUGCCCUGGGGAUCUGCAGAGUUCCUUGGCUUGGGUUUCUCGGUAUUCGUCACCAUCAUCCUGUGCGAAAGAUUUGGAAGCCCCAUCAUGAAGUCGACUUCUGUAGUGAUGGGCCUUAUGGUUGGUUGCAUCAUCGCUGGUGCAACCAAUUACUUUGACAAGAGCGGGAUUGAUGCGGCACCUGUUGCGAACUUCAUCUGGGUCGAGACCUUCAAGCUGUCAAUUUAUGGUCCUGCUGUAUUGCCUAUGUUGGCUGUGUAUAUCAUCCUGGCCUGUGAGGCUGUUGGUGACAUUUCAGCCACUUGCGAGGUUUCCCGGUUGGAUGUUGAGGGAGAGCUCUUCGACUCCCGCAUUCAGGGCGGUAUUUUGUCCGACGGGCUUGCCGGCAUCAUCGCUGGACUGUGCACCAUCACUCCGAUGAGUGUGUUCGCUCAGAAUAACGGAGUCAUCAACCUUACUCGGUGUGCCAACCGCAAGGCUGGUUUCGCCUGCUGUUUCUUCCUCAUUCUCAUGGGAAUCUUUGCCAAAUUCGCCGCCGCUCUCGUCGCAAUCCCCCAGGCAGUCUUGGGAGGAAUGACCACCUUCCUCUUCACCUCGGUCGCAGUCUCCGGAAUCAAGAUCAUCAGCACCAUGGCCUUCACCCGCCGCAACAGGUUCAUUCUUACUGCUGCGCUCGCUAUCGGUUAUGGUGCCACUCUCGUCACCAACUACUUCGAUUACUUCUUCACCUACGAAGGCGACAACCAUGCUCUUCGCGGAUUCCUGGACGCCAUCGAGAUCUUCAUGGCCACUGGAUUCGCAGUUACAGCACUCGUCUCCAUGGCUCUGAACAUGACUCUCCCCGAGGAGCUUGAGGAUAACGAGGCCGUCGACCCCGAGGAGAGUGAGAACUCGUUCCACAGUGGUGCGAGUAUUGGCGGAAAGGCUGGGCCGUCGGAGGAAAAGCGGAUGGCUUGAUUUGUUUUCGUGUUGUAAUGAACCAUAUUGGGGCUAAGGUUUGCGUUUUGCUGUUGAUUUCGGCCGUUUUUGUAAAUAUCCUGUCGUUGAUUGCAUGUGGUUGAUUUGUUGUAUGGUUUUGUGUGUGUGUUUACCCUCUGGAGUUGCAAUUGAUGCAUAACUUGUGGUGAAGGUGUGUAAUUGGUCAAGAUGAUUUGUUGUGGCGAAGGGAAGGAAAAGGAGGAGUGGAACAGAAGGAGCCGGAAUCCUAUAAGCGGGGGAUCUGCGCUUGCUGGGCACUUGGAACUUGUAAGGCCCGCUUCAGAGGGAUUUCUUGAUAAAAUCACAUGACAUCACUC
This is a messenger RNA of Tricharina praecox, 2340 nucleotides long. RefSeq names its product permease family-domain-containing protein. The record is from RefSeq and is a predicted model, not a curated record. The coding region runs from base 257 to 2002 and encodes 581 amino acids. Gene Ontology annotation, molecular function: xanthine transmembrane transporter activity. NCBI's taxonomy places the organism in Eukaryota, Fungi, Ascomycota, Pezizomycetes, Pezizales, Pyronemataceae. Gene Ontology annotation, biological process: xanthine transport; transmembrane transport. The transcript is spliced from 8 exons. Gene Ontology annotation, cellular component: fungal-type vacuole; membrane.